This is a messenger RNA of Durusdinium trenchii, 669 nucleotides long. Lineage: Eukaryota; Dinophyceae; Suessiales; Symbiodiniaceae. The record is from the annotation of a GenBank genome assembly.
AUGGCCUGGGUGGUAACCUCAGAGGCGGCGAUCCUGCUCACGGGCUACAACCGCUGGGGGAACUUCAGCCAGAACCCGUCCGGAGAGGUGGCGGAGGCCUUGAAUGGCAGUGUUGUGGAAGAUCUGUUGAUCCACAGCAUUCGCAUCGACGUGAGUGAAGCCGGAGUUCUGGAAGCCUCGCAGAUGGUGCGAGACGCCUGGCCACGAACAAGCUUUGAGGAUGAAGCCAAAGGCUUGAAGCUGGAGACCAUGGCCUUCAAUGCGCGCGCUGAAAACAAAGGCCCAGUGGUGCCGACUGGCCCCAAGUUGCUUCCGACCACCGGGGAUCUCGGGGCCGUGGCACUAAAUACGAAGAACCCCCAUGAGCUUUGGAGCCGAGAUGCAGGCACCUUUUUCUGCAAUGAGAUCUAUUACCGAACCCUCUACCAGCUCCGUGAGCGCGAGAAGCCUACAGCCCGCUGCCGUGGAGCGCUCGUGCCGUGCCUCUUCAUCCAUGUGCCGCCCCUGCACCAGCUGCCGCUGAAGGAGUCCAGUUCCUUCGUCUUCAGCUUGCUGGGAGACCUGAUCCGAGCUUCUGGGCGCCCUGAUCUGCAGCUGAGCUUCGUGCUUCGAAGAACAAACACACCUUUAAUAUCCUUUAAUGGCGUUGUAAAGUGGAAUGAUUGUUAA